Molecule: messenger RNA, 4493 nt
Organism: Solenopsis invicta (red fire ant)
Lineage: Eukaryota; Metazoa; Arthropoda; Insecta; Hymenoptera; Formicidae
Gene: NSD
Product: histone-lysine N-methyltransferase NSD2
Exons: 14
Coding region: 367-4422 (1351 amino acids)
Biological process (GO): regulation of DNA-templated transcription
Cellular component (GO): chromatin; nucleus
Molecular function (GO): histone H3K36 methyltransferase activity; protein binding
Source: RefSeq, a predicted model, not a curated record
AAUCGCGGGAAACGCGUCCUGCAUCAGGAGGUAUGCGAGGUUCGUUCACAAUUCAUUAUUAUCACAACAAUUGGGACGGUCAAAAGAGCGAAAUUAGGGCCGCGUGGAGGUCCUCGCGACGUGGAAGCCGACGCUCGUACCUCGGAUGCAGUAGACCCGGUUGCGCGCGAAAAAGGUAGCACCCCUCGACUCACGAGACCAGUUGUUGGUGCCAGCGGUCGUGAGAAUUAUUUUCGAUCAGUUGCCUCCCGUCAUUGGCAUUCCGCAACUCCCAUGGACCACCGUCGUUAGAGGAGCCGAUGCACUUCCAUAAUUCCCAACUUUCGAAGCGUAAGAGUCUGAAAAUGUCAUAUUGAAUGCAGGGUCAUGAAUACCAUUACACAGACCAGCGAGGCGUCCGCGCCGGAUCGCGCCAAAUCCCAAGCGGUAACCAACGUGAAUGCCAAGGCUUCGACGAGCGAGAAGGCGUCUAAUGUCAGGGAGGAUUCGCAGGACGACUCUGAUGGCUCUCCACCCAGUAGAAGCCGUUAUGGUAGAAUGAUAAAGUCUAGGUCUACUGGGAGCAAUUCUGUGGAUUCGCCACAGAAUUUAAAGUCAAAAGGACGUAGACAAGUAUCAAAUUCCAUUGAUAAUAGUAUUGAAAAUAUAGAUGAAAAUAAUAUAACUAAUAACAUGGAUGUGGUUAACGAUUCGUUUGCUACAUUGAACAGCAUAGAGAAAAUUCCAUCUCCAAAAGUAAUCAGUCCUAAAAUUGAAUGGACGAUAGGACAAUUAGCAUGGGCCAGAGUUGGUAAUUUUCCAUUCUGGCCUUGUAUGAUAACAUAUGAACCAACUUCUGGAAUAUAUCAUAAAUCAAAAGCUACAAGCAGGUCAGCUAUUAUGAUGAUACAUGUUCAUUACUUCGGAGAUAGAGGACGUCGCAGUUGGGUCUCAGAAAAUUAUAUGAUGCAAUUUACAACACUUUCUGACUUCCUAAAAUUAGGACAGUCACUGACAGCAGAGAUGAAGAAGAAGGAUCCUAAGUUUGCUGCCGCCUUCAUUAUAAAGCAAAAAUCGAAAACAAAAUGGCAUAAUGCUGUUCAAGAAGCUAUAGAAGCGCAGCCUUUGACAAUUGAAAAAAGAAUUGCACUUUUUACAGUAAAAGUUAAAGUUCAAAAAUCUAAAGAUGCAAAACCACUUAUUAUUGAUGAAAAAAAUAGUAUCAAGAGGAAACUUUCAACUGAGCAAGAUGGACCCGACAUCAAACGUGCUAAACAAGAUAAUGUGCACGAUACAGAAAAAUUAGAAAAAUCGGAAGAAAAAUUAAAGUUACGUAAAUCAGAAUUAACAAAGCCGAAAAAUUCGCGUAUUUUAAACGGUAAAAUUGAUUCGAAAUCAAAUUUAGAUUCUUUACCUUCAACUCCCUCAAAUCGUAAAAGUUCUGGAGGUACAAAUGCAAAGACCUAUAAAAAUACCAAUAAAAAUGACAAAGAUGACGAAAGUGCAUUUAAAGUUUAUUAUGAAAAUAACAAAAGUCUGCUAGAGAAAGAUUAUCCAGAUAUGCCAAAAAGCGAUAUUAAAACAUAUUUACGAAAAAUUUGGGAUGGAAUGGAUGAAGAAUAUCGGAAAAAAAUGUGCACAAGUAAUGACAAAAAUACUUCAUAUUCCAAAAACAACUGUCUGGAUGAAAGUGAGACAUCAAUGGAAAUAAACACAACUAAAGAGUCAUCAAUGGAGAUUAACACAACUAAAGAAGAUGAAAUAUCAGAAAUUAAUACAACUAAAGAAAGUGAUACGUCAACAGACACAUUUAUAAAAGAAAAUAAAAAAAUAAAAACCGAGAAAAUUGACAGGGAAAAUUCUGUUUCGAGUGAGCAAGAUGGGCCUGAUAUUAAACGUGCUAAACAGGACAAUGUAUAUAAUACAGAAAAAUCAGAAACGAAACGAAGGCCGUACAAUCUCUUUAAAGGUAUGAAACAAGAAAAGGUUUGUCAGAUUUGUGAGAAGACAGGUAAACUAACAAGAUGUAAAGGGCCUUGUUAUUCUUACUUUCAUUUAUCAUGUGUAAAACCUGGCGAGUCUAGUCCAGAAUAUUCUGUUGAUGAGAACACAUUGGAUGAGAGAUUACUUAGUGACUUAAACAUUAUUAAGAGAAGUAUUAAUGGUGAAAGUGAAAAUAAUGGUAAAUCAGAUGAACAAGAGGACGAGACAUUCAAAUGUAUUGAUUGCUUAUCUGGAGUAGCACCUGCUUGUUUUCUAUGUAAUGAAAGAGAAGGAGAUAGAAUAAGAUGUAUUGUUCCAGCUUGUGGAAAACAUUAUCAUUCCAAAUGCUUGAUACCAUGGCCACAGUCACAUUGGCAAGGUGGUCGUUUGACAUGCCCUUACCAUGUAUGCCACACCUGCAGUUCCGAUAAUCCUCAAAACAAUCGUUCACGCGCUCCAAAUGAAAAAGUGGCAAAAUGUGUUCGUUGCCCUUCAUCUUAUCAUGCUUCAGCGUUGUGUCUACCCGCUGGUUCAGAAAUUUUAACAGCCAGUCAAAUUAUAUGUCCGAAACAUUACAAAGCACCACAUCCUCCAUUAAAUGCUGCGUGGUGUUUCCUAUGUACACGCGGCGGAAGUCUUAUCUGUUGUGACACUUGUCCGACUUCCUUUCAUUUGGAAUGUCUAGGUAUAAAUGCACCUGACGGUGGAUUUAUAUGUGAAGAUUGCGAAACAGGAAGAUUACCUUUAUAUGGAGAAGUUGUAUGGGUGAAACUCGGUCAUUAUCGAUGGUGGCCGUCUCUUAUAUGUUAUCCUAAUGAUAUUCCUGAAAAUGUGGAAGCUAAAGCUUCUAAAUCUCCUGGCAUAUUUUGCGUAAUGUUCCUGGGAUCUAAUGAUUAUUAUUGGGUGCACAGAGGUAGAGCCUUUUUGUAUCAAGACGGUGAUGCAAAUAUAAAACCACCUCUAGGUAAAACUGGAAUGGAUGAAGUAUAUCGAAAAGCUCUCAAGGAAGCUAAUAUAAUACAUCAACAAUUAAAAGCGACGCGAUCUAUGACUAAAGAGCCGAAAGGAUUGAAACCACCACCAUAUGUAAAAUUAAAAGUCAAUAAACCAGUGGGUAACGUCAAACCAGCCGAAGUCGAGAGCAUCGUGGCGUGCGAAUGUGAUCCCGAAUGGAAUAAUCCUUGCGGACCUGGUACAGAUUGUCUGAAUCGUAUACUAAUGGUUGAAUGCAGUCCCGGCAUCUGUCCAGCUGAAGACAAAUGCAUGAAUCAGUCGUUCGUGCUACGACAAUACCCAGCAAUGGAGCCGUUUCAUACCGAAGGCCGCGGAUGGGGGUUAAGGGCUUUAGAGGAUAUCGCAGCAGGGAAAUUUGUCAUCGAGUACGUGGGAGAAAUUAUAGACGACGCUGAAUAUAAGCGUAGAUUACAUCGAAAGAAGGAAUUGAAAAAUGAAAAUUUUUACUUCUUGACGAUAGACAACAAUAGAACUAUUGACGCGGAACCAAAAGGAAAUCUGAGUCGAUUUAUGAAUCAUUCGUGCGCCCCAAACUGCGAAACGCAAAAGUGGACAGUAAACGGAGACACGCGUAUCGGUCUAUUCGCUUUGCGUGACAUAGAAUCCGGAGAAGAACUAACGUUUAAUUACAAUUUAGCAUCCGAUGGAGAAACACGGAAAGCAUGUCUCUGUGGUGCAUCAAAUUGUAGCGGUUUUAUUGGGCUAAAAGCUCAGAAACAACAGUUGUCGAUAACACCAUCGAUCGUACCAUUAAAGAAAAUUGACAAAUUGAAACGAUACAGACAACCGAGAAAGCGUCUAUGUUGGCGAUGUGGUCAAGAAAUAUCAUUCAACAACAAAUUUAUAGUCUGCUCACAAAAGACCUGUAAGAAAAAGUAUCACAGAACAUGCGUAACAACUGAUGAAUCACGAGAAUCAAAAUUCUCUUGUCCAUGGCAUUUUUGCUCAAAAUGUGGACGUCGAACAUCAGCACAUUGUUCAUUUUGUAGCACUGCCUUCUGUCAAGUUCAUUUUGAUGGAAACUUAUUCGAACGAGAUAACGAUAAGGGUGGCGCAAGUAUAAUUGUAUGCAAGCUGCAUGAAAAUGCGGAUUCACGGAAGUCUGUCGAAGACGAGAAAGAAUAUUCGGAUAACGAAACAGAUAAAGAAUCUUCUUCGGCUAGCUCUACUAGUCCGAUCGUAAUGGAAAAAAUUACGACGCGAGAACCAUCACCAAGGGUUUCUAUUGAAGAGGUUCAUCUCAGUAGUGAAGAGAGUGAAGAAUCUCAAAAGGAAGAGGAAGAAAACAAUCUCGAGACUAAUUUUAUGUCAUGUGAUAAAAAUUCAAGGACAGUGACAAAAAAGACAUUUAAUAAAUCGCAGAAGAAAAUAAAUCAAGCGCAGGCGUUAAGUAAUCUUACAUCUAGUCAACUGGAAGCCAUAAUUGGCGUUAAUCCUUAUAAAUGAAUUUCUGUUACUCAAUGAAAUUCCUUGGUAUAUAUGUAUAGUAAAGCUUAUUAGAUUAUGAUAUAACUUUU